This is a messenger RNA of Drosophila takahashii, 4685 nucleotides long. It is a transcript of the gene Sec24AB, whose product is annotated as Protein transport protein Sec24AB. Gene Ontology annotation, cellular component: endoplasmic reticulum exit site; COPII vesicle coat. NCBI's taxonomy places the organism in Eukaryota, Metazoa, Arthropoda, Insecta, Diptera, Drosophilidae. The record is from RefSeq and is a predicted model, not a curated record. Gene Ontology annotation, molecular function: SNARE binding; zinc ion binding. Gene Ontology annotation, biological process: intracellular protein transport; COPII-coated vesicle cargo loading; endoplasmic reticulum to Golgi vesicle-mediated transport.
AAAUCGCGAGAGGAAGAGAAAAGUGCGGAAGGAAGUUUUACAAAGAGUGCAGAGAGCGUAGGGCAGUGCCGUGAAAAUCGCUUAAUUCGCCUUGGCGGAGGAAAAACCAGGUCAGGAUUCACCCACAUCCCACUGUGAAGUGCCCAGCCAGAGUAUUCCACAACUCCCGCGGUCUUUUCCACGGAAUUAAGAGCGGAAAAGCCAAUUCGCAGCCAGCAGCAAAAUCGCCAAUCAAGGGCGCAAGAAGAAGAGGCAACUACAAAGUGCAAGUGCUGGUCGAGAAACUACAUGCCACUGGAAACUGAAGCUCGGAAAGACCUCGAACUUAUGAAUUAGCAGCAUGUCGGCCUACAAUCCGAACUUCGUGCCUCCCGCCCACGCUCCCAUGCCCCUGAACGGCAACAAUCCGGUGAAUGGCCAGCCAGGCCCGCAGUAUCUGCCGCAGAAGCAGCCACAACAACAGUUCCAGCAGCCUCCUCCUCCGGCAGCAGCAGGUUAUCAGGGAGCAGGAGCACCGGGCAACCUGCCACCGCCGCCGCAGUUCAACAGCGGCAUUGCGAGCCAGUUCCUGCCGCCCACGUCGGCAGCAGCUCCUCCUGUGCAGCAACUGCCGCCCAACACGCUGCCUCCCCACAUGCGUCCGCCCACCGUCAACGGGCCACCGCUCACCAACGGCAGCAAUGGGGCGUCUAGCGCCAACUCCUCACGCACUGCCUCGCCCAGGCCAGCUGGAUUGGCUCCUCAGUAUGCCCAGGGACCAAUCGGCGCAGCGCUAAACCAUCCGCCAGCGGCGUCAGGACUGCGACCUUCACCCCAACCGCGAGCAUCCCUGGCCAACUUGUCGAGCAAUCUGGAAAAUCUGAAUUUGAAUCCCAACCGGACGAAUGGAGGUGCUAGCGUCGCACCACCGCCCCAGCAACAGUUCCCGCCGCUGGCCCAGAAGGACUACAGGGGCGUGGCUACGGCGCCAACGGGUCCUCCGCAAUUCAGCGAUGCCAACAGCUUGUUGGCGGCCAGCGGCGUGGCUCCAACAGUUCCCAAUGCCAUGCCGACCCCGUUUAGUGGCCAGAAGCCGCCCAACUUGGCCCCGCAUCCAGCCAAGAUGUUCGGAAGUGGAGCUGGGCCCGUCAGACCAGCGCCACCGCCAGCGGGACAGAGAAUCCCCUACGGAGUGCCUCCUCCGGCUAAUUCCGAGCAGCAGAACCAGCAGAACAACAACCUCCAGAGGGCAGCGCCGCCGCCAGGAGCCUGGCCACCCAAUCCGGCUAAGGCAGCGCAACCCGUAGGGCCUCCGCCGCAGCAGCAUCCCUACUCCCAGGCGUAUCCGCCAGCCCCACAACAACAACCACCUCCCCCUCAGUCUGCAGUGCAGCCACCGCCGCCGGGAAUGUUUGGAGCACAGCCAACGGGAGCUCCACUGCAGUAUCAGGCCCAGGCGCCUCCGCAGGCCUAUGGACAACAGCCGCCCCAGCAGCCACCGCAGGCCACUGCUCCGCUAAAUGUUGCCCAGCAGGGCUUCAGUAGGUUGUGGGGUCAGGACACCAUCGACCUGAUGCAGAAUCGGCACAUCUUGUCGCCGGCCACGCUGGCGCCCCCGAAGGUGGUGCUGCACAACCAGUUCCAUGAGUCCAUCAACUGCAGCCCGAGCAUCAUGCGCUGCACGCUAACGAAGAUCCCCGAGAGCAACUCUCUGCUGCAAAAGUCACGGCUGCCGCUGGGCAUAGUGAUACAUCCGUUCCGCGAUGUCAACAGCCUGCCUGUAAUUCAGUGCAUCAACAUUGUGCGCUGCCGCUUGUGCCGCACUUACAUCAAUCCCUUCGUUUACUUCGUGGACAGCAAAAUGUGGAAGUGCAAUCUGUGCUAUCGGGUCAACGAAUUGCCCGAUGACUUCCAAUUUGAUCCGGCCACCAAGACAUACGGAGACGUAACCCGGCGGCCUGAGGUGCGCUCCAGCACCAUCGAGUUCAUUGCUCCCUCGGAGUACAUGUUGCGUCCGCCGCAGCCGGCCAUGUACCUGUUCCUCUUCGACGUCUCGAUCAUCGCGCAGCAGAGCGGCUACUUGGAGGCCGCCUGCUCCGUGCUCAACCGUCACCUGGACGAGAUGCCCGGCGACGCGCGCACCCAGGUGGGAUUCAUCUGCUUCGACAGCUUCGUGCACUUCUACAGCAUGGCUGAGGGGCUCAAUCAGCCGCACGAGAUGACGCUGCUGGACAUCGAAGACCCCUUCUUGCCGCGUCCCGACAGUCUGCUGGUGAACCUGAAGGAGUGCAAGGAGCUGGUGCGGGAUCUGCUGAAGCAGCUGCCCAAGCGGUUUGCCCACACCCACGAUCCGGGUUCCGCCCUGGGAGCUGCCCUUCAGGUGGCUUUCAAGCUAAUGCAAGCGUCCGGCGGCCGCAUCACCGUCUUUCAAUCGUGCCUUCCCAACAAGGGGCCCGGCUCCCUGGAGCCGCGGGAGGAUCCCAACAACCGCUCGGCCAAGGACGUGGCCCACCUGAAUCCGGCCACCGACUUCUACAAGCGCUUCGCAUUGGAGUGCUCCGGCUAUCAGAUAGCCUGCGACCUCUUCCUGAUGAACCAGCAGUACAGCGACAUGGCAACCAUCUCUGGCAUCAGCAAGCACAGCGGCGGCUGCGUUCACCACUUCCCGCUCUAUCAGAAGACCAAGCCGCACAUGGUGGAGUCGUUCCGCACGUGCUUCAAGCGCUAUCUGACCCGAAAGAUUGGCUUCGAGGCGGUGAUGCGCAUCCGCUGCACUCGCGGCCUGCAAGUGCACACAUUCCACGGCAACUUCUUUGUGCGCUCCACGGACCUGCUGUCGCUGCCGAACGUGAAUCCGGAUGCGGGAUAUGGCAUGCAGAUUUCCUACGACGAGAGCCUCACGGACGUCAAGACCAUCUGCUUCCAGGCGGCGCUGCUCUACACGAACAGCGAGGGUGAGCGUCGGAUCCGAGUGCAUACAGUGUGCUUGCCGGUAACUGCCUCGCUGCCUGAGGUCAUGCACUCGGCGGACACGGAGGCAAUUAUCGGGCUGCUGUCCAAGAUGGCCGUAGACCGUUCGGUGGCCUCCAACUUGUCGGACGCCCGUGACGCCUUCAUCAACGCCACGAUCGACGUGUACAACGCUUUCAAGAUAGCACAAAAUCUGCCCUCUGGUCAGUCGGGUCAGUUGAUAGCUCCGCGCAGCCUCGCCCUGCUGCCGCUUUACAUCCUGGGACUGCUGAAGCACCCUGCCUUCCGUGUGGGCACCAGUACACGACUAGAUGAUCGCGUCUUCGCCAUGGACUGCAUGAAGACGUUGCCGCUCGACCAGCUGAUGAAGUACGUCUACCCGGAGCUGUACAAGAUCGAUUCGCUCAUCUACCACGCCCGCAACUCGAACGCGACUUCGACACAGGACGACGACGAGGAGGAGGACGAACCGCUGCCGGAGUUGCCGCGCCUGCAACUGUCCGCGGAACAUCUGGACUCGCGGUCGAUGUUCCUGAUGGAUUGCGGCACUCUGAUAAUGCUCUAUGUCGGACUAAAUGUGCCACCCGAUGUUUUGGAAGCUGUGCUGGGCAUCAGCUCCACUGCAGAGCUGGGUGACUAUGUAUACGGAUUGCCAAAUGUUGUGAGCAACGAGAACGAUGUGCUGAAGCGCUUUAUUUUGCGACUCAACUACGAUAAGCCCUACUCGGCGCUGGUGCAGAUAAUUAGGGACACGAGUACGGCCAAGGGCCAGUUCAUCGAGAGAUUAACCGACGAUCGCAGUGAAUCUAGUUUGUCAUACUAUGAAUUUUUGCAACACAUUCGGGCUCAGGUUAAAUAGUACAUAAGCAGGAAAUCCUACAACUAUUGUAUGCAACAAAAAUACGAGUUUCUUAGAACCUAAAAACUCGGACUCUGGUGACUAAAAGCGAGAAGCGAAUGCAGGCGAAACUGGCGCAACACAAUGGAGACCCACAUCGACUCGAUCCCCCUUUGCCCCUCCCCUUACCCACUCUCUCGGCUUAGGUAAUAUUAAAGUGCAUGUAUUUAUUUAUUUGUUGAUUUGUUGCACUAAAAAUAAAAUUAAAUCAAUUAAAGAACAUAGUAAAUGCGAGAGAGCCAACUUGUCACAACUGUUACUAGAUAUCGUUGCCAGUUCGAUUUAGGCGAACAUUAGUCAAAAGUCCAGCUAACCAGUCAGUAAAGCUCCCCUGCAGGCCGAUUGCACUGUUAUUUAUUAUAGAUAUUUUAUGCAAUAAACCGUCGAAACUGUUGUAAAUUAUAAUUUAACGCGAUUUUCGUUCGUUCCAACUGCUUCUAACAUUCUGCAAACUCUCAGACCCACAAAUUGUUAUCGCUUAUCCCAUUUGUUUGCUGUUUUCAGUAGUAUUUAUUUCCCGGAAUCCAGAGAAGUCUAUUUAUUUAUAAGUCGAAGGAAAGGCGCUUUGUUGCACUGUAGUUAGCGAACUUAUUUCAAACGAAUGUACGAAGAAAAUUUGGUAUUGUGUAUUGCAUUGAUUGGACUGCUAGGAAGUGAAUGUCUUAAGCUUAGAAGGAAUAUUAUACUGUAUCAAUAAAGAGACCCCAAUCCUGUACCCCAGGUUGUCGUUCUUUGCGUGGGCUAACUAAUCGAAACCAUAUACAUAUAUUGUACUAUACUUUAUACACAUACGAGUACAUCAAGAUAUAAAGCAAAAUAAAUUUUAAUUAAAUCAUAA